Molecule: messenger RNA, 2012 nt
Organism: Xylaria bambusicola
Lineage: Eukaryota; Fungi; Ascomycota; Sordariomycetes; Xylariales; Xylariaceae
Product: chitin synthase III catalytic subunit
Exons: 6
Coding region: 561-1448 (295 amino acids)
Biological process (GO): protein folding
Cellular component (GO): endoplasmic reticulum membrane
Source: RefSeq, a predicted model, not a curated record
GCCCGCUGCACCCAACCACCCCCCCAAGCACUCUCUCCUUUUAUACACCUCUUGUGCAAGAAACACCUCUCCUCUCCCCCUCCCACACCCGUUUUGCGGCUGAGGUGAAGAAAUACCCAUCGAGACCGUUGGACGCGACUCGAACGCUCUUAUCGCAGAGGCCCCGGAAUACUUGAAGUCGACGGGGGCCGGGGAAGAACGCUGGCGCAUUGCAUUCCAUGGUAACGCUUAUACGCGACAUACGGUAACGAUUCGACUUCUCGUUUGCUCUCGAACCGAGAUAUCAAGCCAGCCGAUAUCAAGUCUGCAUUCAGCUCUCGAACACAUUAUCAGACUUCGGCCACCCGCAUAAUCAUCUCUCAUGGUAGCUCGAAACCGUUGGCGAAUACGACGAGAACACAUCAUACGUACAACGACGACAGGUCCGCCCAUUCAUUAAUUGGCUCAUUGCACCGACUGCAACCGCCCUAGACUCAAUCGCGAAAUAGUCUACUUCGCUCAUAAUUAUCUACAAAAAACACCAUUGACCUAGCGGGAUCAUCGCCCGCUCAUAUUCUCAGAUGGGGAGCACGAAUUUCGGGAAUUUCGAGGACUUCUGCCGAGACUCGACACUUCCUGUCUGCAAUGUCUUGAGUAAUAGCCACAAUCAACGGGGACUAUGGGGCGGAUGUGAGUUGACAGGCAUCCCGUUGAAAAAUGGGCAGCAUCUGGGCAACCUCGGAUCAAUUUUGUUAUGCGGUAUCUCCAUUGUACUUUCAGUACUCCUGAUACUAAAGUCGGAAAGGAAGAGAGCUGCUGUUGGUCGAAGGGAAAUGCAGCUCUUUUUGAUUGGCUUUAUCAUAAUCGAGAUAGCCGAAAUCUUUUCCGUUGGCGAGUUUCCGUUGCCAUCGAAGGUUCGAAUCGCGUUUACGGGAAUACACAUUGGGAUGAUCAUCGCGACAACCUGGGUCCUUCUCAUGAACGCCGUUGUUGGAUUCCAGUUACUGGACGAUGGCACGCCUUUAUCAAUAGGACUGAUUAUUGUUUCCGCUGCUAUCCUUCUCAUCGGUACUGGGUACAUCACCCUGGACACUGGGUUCAACUGGACUAGCGAGUUCGAGAGUAGUUACCGGUUGCCAAACCGACACAUUGCCCUCUACGUUCUUUAUCAGCUAGUGCCACUCAUCUUCCUAGUGGCCUUCUAUGUCCUCGAAGCCAUCCUAGUCCUGCGCGUGCUUGGGGAGGUGCGACCGAUGAUCUACCUUACUGGCGCAGCAGUGCUUUUUGCGCUCGGCCAGAUCUUUAACUAUCUUAUUAGCCCUUACAUAUGCAACGGUACAGCAGGCAAAAUCGACGGGGCACUGUUUGAGACGUUGUUCACCCUGCUCUCCGUGCUGAUGAUCUGGAUAUUCUGGUCUAGUAUCACCGAGGACGACUGGCCUACAGCCGUACAAGGGAACUACCCAUAAUUCUUUUUGAUCAUUUCGUCAACACGGCGUCGGAGUUCAGGUUUAGUGGCAUACCCAAUUGUUUUCUAUUUCAAGGCUAAUGUUUCGUGUGAGCGAUGAACAUACAAAAAUUCAGCAUGACCUCACGUUGGAAUCUAAUUUUCGCGUACAUGACAAUAUUUUACUUCGGCAUUAAAAUGAGGAGGAUUGGAGAGACAGUGGUUGGAUGCGAGACAUGAAGCAAUAAAGCAGCAAUAGUGAAGGGAAGCAUGAAGGAGCAUGAAGAGAAUAUUAUACCCUAAGGAGCGUAGUUAAUGUAUAUCAUGUCGUAUGAUAGAACGAGGAUGACUACGGAAUGUGUAGUCAAAGUUAGUGUAAUCGUGUGGAAGAGAAUAUACACCAUUGAGUUUGUCUCUUCGCAUCAUUUCCCUAGGUCAACAUUUGGAACCUGUAAGAUUGAUGUGAGAGAUGAUAUUUCGUCACGAUGGGGAGGGGGCACUAAUCAGCUGAAAAUAGUGCUGAGAUUUGCCCAAGGUCCAAUCGGACAGUGCUAAAUUAUAGCAUGUACAAGGCUGUGACAUCACC